GCGAAUAGCGGAACAUUCCAUUCUCGAGUGCCGAGCGAGAUGAGAUCCGCGAAGGGCCCGGCCGGGCGUCCGACGGUGCUUGCUCUCCUCGGCGCCGCCCUCGUCUUCACCGUCAUCGUCCUCACGAUCCAGUCCGCCUUCUUCACCGGUGGUCCGAGUUCCGACCCUAACCGCGGCGAGAUCCAUAUUCUCUCCGGGUUCCAAUCCGCUGUCCAGCAAUGCGUGGCAAACAGAGGACUUGGGCUUACUGCAGAAAUCAUUGACCACUGUAAAUUGGUUCUUAAAUUUCCAGAAGGCACAAAUAGUACCUGGUACAAUGAGCAAUUCAAAAUUUUUGAGCCACUGGAGUACAAAUAUGAUGUCUGUGAGGCUAUCCUGCUGUGGGAACAGUACCGGAAUAUGACAACAGUAUUGACAAGAGAAUACCUAGAUGUUCGGCCUGAUGGAUGGCUAGACUAUGCAGCAAAAAGGAUUGCACAGUUAGGUGCAGAUAAAUGUUACAAUCAUUCUCUUUGUGAAGAACAUCUUAAGUUGAUCUUGCCAUCAAAUCCUCCUUUCCAUCCACGCCAAUUUAAGACAUGUGCGGUUGUUGGAAAUUCAGGGGAUCUCUUAAAGACAGAAUUUGGUGAAGAGAUUGACAGUCAUGAUGCUGUUAUCAGAGACAAUGAAGCUCCUGUUAAUGAGAAAUAUGCAAAGUAUGUUGGUUUAAAGAGGGAUUUUCGCCUUGUAGUGAGAGGUGCUGCACGUAAUAUGAUUCCCAUUCUCAAUGGAUCAUCGGAUGAGGUACUGAUAAUAAAAAGUGUGACACAUAGAGACUUCAAUGCCAUGAUAAAGAUGGUUCCAAAUCCUGUCUAUCUUUUCCAAGGCAUAGUGCUGAGAAGGGGUGCCAAGGGAACUGGAAUGAAAUCUAUAGAACUAGCACUUUCCAUGUGCGAUGUUGUCAACAUAUACGGUUUUACAGUUGAUCCCGGCUACACAGAAUGGACUCGCUACUUCUCAACUCCAAGGAAAGGGCACAAUCCAUUACAAGGAAGAGCAUAUUAUCAACUUCUUGAAUGCCUUGGUGUUAUCAGAAUCCAUUCUCCAAUGAGAGCUAGCAGGAAGGACUGGUCAGACGUGCCCAGCAGGGAAAUGAUAAGAACUGCUCAUGCUGCCGCUCUGAGUCUGAAAAAGACUCAAGCUGGGCAGCCUGCUGACUUGGGGCCAUUUAGCAGCUGCAAAGUUUGGGGUACAGCUCGCCAUGGCGGCCCAGUUUCAGGAUCCCCGGACAUGAGUGAUACAAGAAAACAUUCAAAUUACAAUAAGUGGGAGGUCCUACCUUUCACGGACCUGAGAAAGGAGGCACAAGAACAUUUCAUUCAGAUGGACGGCGCUUCUCUGUACAAGAUGGAUGGUAAUAAAUUGGAUGAUCUAGUAUGUGUCAAGCAUUCCUUGCCAUCGAAAGAUUGAAAUGGUUUUGAUCUAGUUCAUGUUUGAUUGCAAUGCAUGACUGCGGAAUCAGAGAAAUCCAUGAUGAAAGACUGCUAUCCUUCACUGGAGGAUAGAUUUGCACCGUAUACCUUUCAUGGAGAUGUAAGUCAUUGUUGUUUCCUUUUCGGAGAUUGCCAUUCUUGGUGGUUGCAUGUUUUAUAGAAAAAAGAUGUACUUGUGAUGGAUUAGGGUUUGUCAAGUUUCUUGAGA
This is a messenger RNA of Dioscorea cayenensis subsp. rotundata (Guinea yam), 1680 nucleotides long. Its product is annotated as sialyltransferase-like protein 5. Gene Ontology annotation, molecular function: sialyltransferase activity. Gene Ontology annotation, biological process: pollen tube growth; pollen germination. The record is from RefSeq and is a predicted model, not a curated record. The transcript has 10 exons. Bases 40 to 1449 code for a protein of 469 amino acids. NCBI's taxonomy places the organism in Eukaryota, Viridiplantae, Streptophyta, Magnoliopsida, Dioscoreales, Dioscoreaceae.